Polistes dominula (European paper wasp) is the source of this 1781-nucleotide messenger RNA. RefSeq names its product tipE homolog 3 phospholipid transfer protein (gene Teh3). Gene Ontology annotation, cellular component: plasma membrane. Gene Ontology annotation, biological process: regulation of sodium ion transport. Lineage: Eukaryota; Metazoa; Arthropoda; Insecta; Hymenoptera; Vespidae. Gene Ontology annotation, molecular function: sodium channel regulator activity. The record is from RefSeq and is a predicted model, not a curated record.
UGUUGUUGUUAAGUUAAUAAUUAAGUUGUUGUUAUAUAUUAAAUUGAAUACAAUGUAGAGAAAAAAAAGAGUUACAAAAGAGUAACAUAAGUUAGAACAAACAAAACGUUCGACAGUUAAAGAUGUUAAGCAUGUAAAACUAUCCAAGUUUUGAAAUCGGAUCUAAAGGAAUAAUACAAGGAAUAAUUGUACAAAGGGAUAAUACAAUUCAUCUAAGGUGAUAAAAUAAAAUAAUAUAAAGCCGGCACGAUGCCGAAGCAAGUGCCGGUUGAGAAUUUAGUGAUACCACCGCAAGACGGUCGGAUCUGCGGUACAAUUUGUAUAUGUCAAAUGACAGCAGUUUUAUCAUCGGUAGCAUUGGUUUAUUUGACAGUUGCCAUAUAUAUGCCAAGUACGCGUGCAUUUCAAUCGGGUAUUAGCGAGGUACCAGCAAUGUGUACGACGAUACGUGCGGUAAAUGCUGACAAUUGCGAAUGGGGUAGUUGCGGCGAAUGGUGUUUGUCCAAAACGUCAGGUCCUUGCGUACAAAUUCACGUUAAUUUACGUCGUAACGGUUCUACGAUAUUAUUGGCAAAUUGUACAAAUACAACGAACAAAACUUGUUACGGGAUAGAUCAGGAAAAUGCGAAAAAAUCAAAGUGCAUAAUAGACGAGUGUCGGAAUUUAACCGGUACGUUUAAUUGUUCGGCAGGUACGUGUAUAAACAUAACCGAUGCAUUCGAGUGUAUGUUUCACGAUACCGAUCCACCGUUAAAGUGUUCCGGUAGACGUGGUAAAAUAACGUGCAUCGAUAUAGACGGUUUGUUCAAUUGCAAUCGUGGUACCUGCGAACGUAUCAGAACACCGUAUAAUUGUGACAGACGUUGCGUAGAUAUACCAACUAGAAAUAAAAAUAUGAUAUUAUUGAGCGGCGACAAAGUAUAUUUGAGUCAAUGUGAAAGAGCGAUCGACGUUGAAACCAAUCGUGAAAUUUGGCACGAGGAUCGUGGUGACGUCAUGAUGGCAUCCUGUUACGGUAUAUUUAAUUCAACCCUUGGCGUGGAAGCUGUCGAUUGUAUCAACGGUUCGGUAUUGGAAAAGGAUCUUUUAACGGAUUUAACUAAUUUCACUUAUCUAUCAUAUUUAAAUAUAUUUGCCACUAAACCAUUGGACGAAUCAAGAAUGGUAGCCCCACCUGAACAAGAUUUAAUAAUAGCCAAUGAGAGUAGAUUACUGAUCAAUCUCGAAGGAUGCGUUAAUACGCUUCGCGACGAGUGCAAAGAAUUUUUACACGAAUAUGGAAAAGAUGGUUCUGAUCAUAAUGCAAGGGCUAGAUUUCCUUGUUAUUAUGCCGAGGGUAACACCGGUAUCGUUGUUUCACGUUUCGAUCUUGAAACAACUUAUAAAGAAUUUAUGAUUGCAUUUAUAUUACCGAGCAUAUUGUUCAUCGUAAGUUGUCUCACGCUGAUCUUUUGUCAGCGUACAGUUGUAGUAGGUGACGACGCGAGGAUGAGAUUCAAAGGUACACCUGGUGCACUAGCAUCGAUAGAAAAAAGCGCCUCGGGCAACGUAGGGGAUGCCGGCGGAGGAGAUUCCGUCAUGGCGCUCUGAGAUCCGUCACGCAUUCCCCUCCUGGAGGAGAGUCCGGCUCGUCAGUCGAUAUUCUCCCUGCGCGGGCACUAUUGAAGUGUGGGGAGGGGGGGAACGCGUGGUUCUAAAUAAUUGUCAUCUCGAAAAAAAAUUUACAUUUUACGAAAUAAAAAGAAAGAAAGAAAGAAAAAAAAAUAUUUACAAGAAAAUAA